GCUACCCGGCGGCGGCGGGGGAAGUUGGGCUCGCGUGCGCUGCGCUCGCUCUGUCCUUCCUUAAUGCUGCUGGCUUUCUUUCUCCCUGUCUCCUUGUUAUACGGCGGAUCGGGUGAUUUCUGCCGGAGCCGACUAUUGCUCGCCCUGGUGCAGGCGUGAGACUUGUCAGCGCGCUGGCGGGGGAAGAGCAAACCUAGCGCUGCCGAAAAGUCUGCGCUCCGCGGAGACGGCUGCUUCCCGGGCAGCCUCCUCCUUUGAGGUUGUGGCAGCAGCGAAGGCUCUGAGCCCCGAAGUUCCGCAUCGUUUGCAGACAACUCUUUUGUUCACGGAAGUUUACACCCGCUACCCCUGGGAUGCGGGCGCGCAGGGACGACUCCAAGGCUGCCCGACUGACCCGCACGGUGUCGAUGGGGGUUGUUGACUACUUUUGGCCAUACCCAGAGGGCCUUGUCACCAGUCUGAGCAACUGAUGGGGAGCUGUUUCUAAUGACAUCACUCUCCGGGAUGCCCAGGUAUCACUGUUAAUCAAGUCUUCCCACCCGAAGAUGGCCUGUGCCCAACCUGGGAUGCAGCCCAGUUCCUGAGGUCCUUACCAUGGUGAUGAUCCUAAGUAGAAGCCUCAUCAACCAGGGAGCUGACUCUGGAGCACACAGGACCUUCAUCCCUGAACUGCACACGCCAAAGAUGAGUCAAGGACCUACACUCCUUUCCUGUGGAAUUAUGGAAAAUGACAGAUGGCGAGACCUGGAUAGAAAAUGCCCUCUUCAGAUUGACCAGCCAAGCGCCAGCAUCUGGGAAUGUUUGCCUGAAAAGUGUCAGAAUGGCUCCCUGUGGCACCAGGAGGCAGUGACUGCCUGUGCAGUGACCAGCCUAAUCAAAGACCUCAACAUAAAUGACCACAAUGGGAACCCCUCAGCUCCUCCCAGCAAGCGCCAAUGCCGAUCACUAUCCUUCUCUGAUGAGAUGUCCAGUUGCCGGACGUCAUGGCGGCCCUUGGGGUCCAAAGUCUGGACUCCUGUGGAGAAGAGACGAUGCUACAGUGGAGGCAGCGUCCAGCGCUACUCCAAUGGUGUCAGCCCCAUGCAGCGGAGUUCUAGCUUCAGCCUCCCUGCCAGGGCCAAUGGGCUCUCCUCACCUUCCCACCAGUCGAGCCUGCACCACCGCUUUGGGGGGCAACCCUGCCAAGGAGCACCAGGCUCAGCCCCCUGUGGACAGGCGGGCGAUAGCUGGAGCCCAGACCUGCACCCAGUGGGAGGGGGCCGGCUGGACCUGCAGCGGUCCCUCUCUUGCUCACAUGAGCAGUUUUCCUUCCCAGAAUACUGUCCCCCCUCAGCCAACAGCACACCUGCCUCAACGCCAGAACUGGCAAGACGCUCCAGUGGGCUUGCCCGCAGCCGCUCUCAGCCGUGUGUCCUUAAUGACAAGAAGAUCGGUGUGAAACGGCGGCGUCCAGACGAAGUGCAGGAGCAAAGACCUUCUCUAGACCUUGCCAAGAUGGCACAGAACUGUCAGGCCUUCAGCAGCCUCAGUUGCCUGAACAUGGGGGUGGACGACCACAGCUCCCAGAGCCCCUUUGCCCUUGUCAGCAGUACCCGAUCCUGGACCGCAUUGCUCUCAGCCUCCAGCCCAGGGGGCAGGACUCCUGCUGGGACCCCGGUUCCUGAGCCUGUUCCUGAGCCUGUUCCCCAUUCCUUUGAUGACCAGUUCACCUGCCAGGAGGACCUGUCCUGUGAUGAGUCAGAUGGCUGCAGUCUAGACGAGGAUUGCUGCAGGAAGGGGGAUCCGGCCACAGCCUGGCGGGACCGGGGAGCCUACACGAACAGCCUCUGUUCUCUGGAUGGCGAGCUGGACAUUGAGCAGAUAGAGAACAACUGAGGGCCACGGCCUAGGGAUGAGGCACUCCUCUAGGCCUUAGGUCACUCCAAGGGGGACCUGGCUCCUGGGUCUGACAGAGGCUCCUCCAAAAAAUGGAGCCCACGCAUUUUCAAAGGAACCAGCCAUCACCCUGUAGUGCCCAAAUUUGUGAAGGCAACUUGGCCACACCUCACAGGCGACAGCUGGCCUCCCACCACUUCCAUGGAACUACUGUAGCCCAAAAACAGGUUUUCGGUUUGGCGUCCUCCUCUUUGUUCCUUACGGAGUGCUGGGUAGCCACCAUUUUCCAGUAGGGCUGGGCCAGCUGCACCCUUCAGGUAGGAUGCCGGGGCCUGAGCCCCUAUAGCCUCCCUCAGGUUCCUCCUGGGGAGUCACCCAAAGCCCCCUCUACUUAGUUUACUCCGUGCCUUCUCUCCCAGGCCUCCCUGGCCCAGGCUUGGGAAGGUUCGGGAGACACCUCUUGUAGUGACAGCAGACCGUGUGGCCUUAAUCCAUUUGGGGCACUGGCAGGGAUUCUGGGAUAAUCCAUGUCCCAUUUUUCGGGAUCAGGGAUAGUUAGGGAUGACCAGAAGCCAUCCAUAUAGGGUAGGCAUUUGGUGGUUGUGUUGACUGAAAGGUGGGCCCACCAGCUCUCCCAUGGCACCAAGAAUCACUCACACCUCUGCCACCUCAGGGGCUGCCUUGGCAAGGCUGACAUUGGCAGCCUUCCUACUGUCCCCAGUCCCUGAGAGCUGAGCUCAGUGAAUUCAGCUGUGUAUAGAGAUGUCAGUGACAAGAUGACCUCUUCAUAGUGUCCUCAGGAUCUACAAGCAGGUGCGGGAGUCUGGGCCCUGUGUACAUUCCUGGGAAGAGGGAUGGCUGCUGGCUGCUUUGCAGGCUAGCCACUCUGCAGGCUCCCCUCUGUAGCGGUCUAUGUUGGGGGCCUGCAAGCCUCCACCGCAUUCCUAGCACAUUGUUGCUUGUUCAUAGACACUGCUGGCUUUAAUGAAAGCAUACCGCUGUUGGCUUCAAGACCCCCCACCCCCCACCCCCAGUCCACUGAUGUGAGUCUAGCCCCGAGGCUCUCCUCUGCAGGCCCAGCCCCAGCAUGGCUUGAGUCACACACCCCCUUGCAGCUCCUCACUCCCAGCAUAAUUCCCAGAGGGCAUCCGUUCAGGCAGCUCCCCUCAGUCCUCCCUGCAGACAUGCUACAGGGCUCUGCACCCUGGGACUCUGGCUUUUAGCAAACUUGGCAUCUUCUGCAGACAAUAGCAAGUGGGCUGGCUUACACAAGUGGCUUGUUUUCCCAUAAGGCUAAAAAUAACUGGUGCAUUCUCUUGGGUUUGCGGACAUGUGAUCUAGGCACAUUUGUAGUUGCUCUGCUGUGCCUACCCUCCGAGGUUUCAGUGUCUGCUGGCUGAGCCCAAAUGGUUGUUAACCUUUCUCCUAAAGACCUUGAUGGGAACCUUUUGUUUAAACUUUAAUUUGUCUAUUCACCAGAAGAACCGAAGCUCAAGUUCUGAUGUAUAGGCAAUGUUUCUUUAAAACCAGACCCAAAGGUACAGGAAGCCCCGCUCCUAUAACCCCAGGUCAGGUAGCUUGGUGGGUCCAUGUGGUGGUGGUUGGGGCCCAGCUGGCCUUGGGGACACUGAGAAAGCAAAGUAGAAAGCUGGUGGAGGCAUGACCUACGAGCCCUGCCUGUCAGAUCACAGAGGAAGGUAGUUGAGAGGGUGUGGGAUGCACACCCCAGUGCCCUGGCCCCUAGAAAGCCCACAGUGAGGGGAUUCUGAUAUCUGAAAGAACUUUAAUGUACCUAAAGCUAUCCCCCUGAGGAAAGGAGAGGUUGGACUCUGUCCCCUGGUCUGCUUCACACAGGCUGCUAAGGCCAAGCACAGAACAGUUGCCAGCUGCCUCUCCGGAGGACUGGGACCUGAGCUCCUGGUGGCAGGUGUGUGUCUUAAGGCUGAUGUGUGGCUGGCUGUCCUUAGACUAACUCUCUUGAGCCUGCUGACGGAAGGACAAACAGGAACUUGCUGAGUGACAGCUUCAUCUUUCCUGCCUCUAGGAGACUGUUCCCUGGGCAGCAGUGCUCCAAACCCAGGGUGGGGGUUGGCCCUUUGCAGCUUCCUCAGGUUUUUCUUGAUGUCCCUGUCCCACUAAGGCCUCAGUCCAAGCCCCCAGCAAAAGCAGCCAGAAAAGAUGGCUACCCUUUUCUGCCAAGUGUGUUCAUUUGCUUUCUGAUGUUCUUUUCAUCAAGUAAAGCAGGUUUUGUCUAGGUUUCCAGUCAGCUUUCAGCAGUCAUGUGACCCAGACAGACCCAUUCAUCCACCCCAUUCACUGGCCCCAAGACCUCUGCUCUUGGAUAUCCUGGAAGAAGGUUCACCUGGAGGUCCACUCUGUCCCCUGUGCACUUGGCACCACAGGCAGCGGGCAGACUGCUCACCCCACAGGGGUCCUUUCUCGGGCCACCUGUGAGGGUCACCCCCUAGAGAAGCUGAGGGUGGGCUUGGCCGCUCACUUGCCUAGGCAGCCUCCACUAAAGCCUACUGGGAGCAGGGCCUAUCUUAGCACGUGACCGCCCGUUUACUCCAGAAGCCACAGAAUCGACAGAGUUGCCCUCAGCUGGCUGCCUGACCUGAGUUGAGGGUAGCAGCCUAGACAGUUUCCAUGACUGCCCACUCUUGCCUUACUUAUGGUGGUGAAGGGAGAAGCUGGCCAGCACCACAGACUCCCUCAUGUAGGUCCAUGGAACUUGUUCUGCCCAAACAUGCAGAUGUGUAUUCUCAGAAAGCCUUACUUUAAAAAAAAUUUUUUUUUUUUGGUAGCAGGAAAGUUUUCUAAAUUUGUAUACAGAAAGUUAAAUAAAAGGAAGGUCCACAUUAAACAGGACAUGCCCACUCCCCCAGUUUCUAGAUGGGUCUCCUAUGCAGACCAAUGGCCAUACUUUAUUAUGGGUUCAUUUAGUGUUCACAGCAGUUAGAACUCACCCCUGGAUCCUGCACCCCAUUUCCACUAAUGUGGUUAAAAUUACUUGAAUGAUGGCCACUUAAAACAUAAGCCAGGUGCCAGGGCUCAGGGAUGCUCCGCCCACACAACCCAUGAUGCUGCCCCUUGCCAUGCUCAUGCUGCUGGUCCCACCCCUGCCCCUGGUGCCAGGCCCCUGAAGGAGGAAGAGAAAGAUACUCUAGAAUUGCAGACUGGUGGAGCUUCUUUAGGCUAGAUAGGGUAGCCUGACAUAGCAUAGUCUCAUUGGCAAAUGAACUGCAUUGUCAGUGUUGGGGGGCGCCCAGGGAUCAGGGACAGAUGAGCCCGCAGGCCGUGCUAGGGCCACGUGUGCCAUCCCAGCCAGGCAGCAGCAGCGGUACUGUUUGAGGCAAUGUGGAGAAUGGUGCGGUGAGCCAGACCCCACCAGGGCUGCAGCCCGUAGGCAGCCCGUGCUGGGUCUGCUCGUUAGCACCACGCACCACCACCUGCCAACCCCACAGGCCGUGACUGUCUUGCACUACAGCCGCUCUAGUCUCAGGAAUUUGCUUGUUCCUUUUACUGUGUAAAUAAAGCUUCCUGGUCCAACACCCGGCUGUCUGGGCAUGGCUGUGUGCUUUUUGUUGGGGGCAGUGAACUAGCAGCUCUCCUGUCAGCUCUGGACUGGGAGAACUACAGGACAGACUUCUGUCCCCAUGCCUCAGGGAGAGGACAAAGUGCUGGGUGGCCAUGGGAGUAACUACUGGAGAGGGCUGCCCAUAGCCACAGCCACCGGUGCAGGGAGCCGCAGGGGAGCCAGAGAUGUUGGCAUGGGGGCAUGCUGCACUGUUACUUCCAAGGGAGCAGGAGAGGAAGCUGACCUGGCUGAGAGACAUGCCACUUAAGAGACCUGCAGGGCUGUCAGCUCAGGGUUUCGCCCCCCGUGGAGGGCAGCACAGUUCAGAGCUCUGCUUCUUGGGCUGUGGAGAUACUAGAACACACACUUCAUCCCUGGGAUGGGCACAUAGUCCAGUGCUUAACCUCCAGACCAGAGACCUGAGUAACUACAGCUCAGGAGAGCAGUGUCUGCAGUCCUGAUGACCCCAGCAGAGAGGUACAUUUAAUUUCUGUCACACAGUGUUGGUCCCUGUAAUCUGACCUUGGAAUGUUCUCCCAGAGCCUCUGCUAUGGCCAGAGAGCAUCAUAGUCUGGAGGUGACAUCGUGGACCACUUUUCUGUUUUGC
Mus pahari (shrew mouse) is the source of this 6059-nucleotide messenger RNA. It is a transcript of the gene Fam53b, whose product is annotated as family with sequence similarity 53 member B. The transcript has 5 exons. NCBI's taxonomy places the organism in Eukaryota, Metazoa, Chordata, Mammalia, Rodentia, Muridae. Gene Ontology annotation, cellular component: nucleus. Gene Ontology annotation, biological process: positive regulation of canonical Wnt signaling pathway; protein import into nucleus. The record is from RefSeq and is a predicted model, not a curated record. Bases 595 to 1875 code for a protein of 426 amino acids.